Messenger RNA from Rhododendron vialii, 959 nucleotides. RefSeq lists its product as uncharacterized. Lineage: Eukaryota; Viridiplantae; Streptophyta; Magnoliopsida; Ericales; Ericaceae. Bases 66 to 683 code for a protein of 205 amino acids. The record is from RefSeq and is a predicted model, not a curated record. The transcript is spliced from 2 exons.
CUGCUUCUACUUAUAAGGCAUGGGAAUCUGAGGAUGCCUAGAUUCGAUCUGAGUUGUGGAAUAGUAUGGAAGAACAUAUUGCUAGCACGUUUGUUUUCUUAGAAAAUGCCAAAAAGGUAUGGACACAGGCUCAGGAGAUGUAUUCUGGUGUUAACAAUCUCCGUCUGACGUAUGAUCUUCAUCAGUCCUUCUUUUCUAUACCCCAGGGUGAUUUAUCUUUGGGGGCUUACUAUGCCAAAUUUCGCGGUAUUUGUGAGGAGCUCAAUAUUUGUGAGCCUAUUUCAUCUGACAUUCAAGUUGCUCGAUUUAUAUCUGGUGCAUCAUCCACCUAUGAUCCUGUUAGUCCUCAGCUCUUGGGGUCUCGAGAUUUACCUUCUCUUAGUGAGGUAUUUAGUCGCCUUCGUCAGUCUUUUGUAUCUGUGUCUACGCCUGCCCCCUCUCUUGAUCGCUUAGCAUUAGCUUUCGCUGUUUUUGGUAGUUUUGGCUCCUCCUUUAGCCGCGGCCGUGGUCGUGGCCAUGAUUCUGGGUUUACUGAUUGUGGUCGUGAUUCUGGAUUUAGUGGUUGUGGUUUUGGUCAAGGUGUUGAUGGUUGUGACUCUGGUUUUGGUGUUCAUGGAGGUCGCAUGUCAGGGGGAGGUGGUCAUGGUCGCGACUGUGAUUCCAAGUUGUGUACUUAUUGUUAGGGCACCAAUCAUACUGUGGAGUAUUGUUAUUAUCUUCAUGGGUUUUCUCGGGCUCAUCAGGUUGCGAUCUCUCAGGAUGCUGGACAGCUUACUCAUUCUUCUGCCAACAAUGUGGUGACUAUCUCUGCAGAGGAAUACCAACGCCUUAUGUCAAUUCAGUCUCCAGCUGCGGGUUUUUCCGCCACUGCUACGCUUGCUCACAUAGAAUCUCCAGAUGGGGAGGAAGAUUGGUGGUAGUGCUAAACGUUGGUCGUUGAAGUCAUUUCGUUGGUCGUU